Molecule: messenger RNA, 1529 nt
Organism: Zerene cesonia (dogface butterfly)
Lineage: Eukaryota; Metazoa; Arthropoda; Insecta; Lepidoptera; Pieridae
Exons: 4
Coding region: 206-799 (197 amino acids)
Source: RefSeq, a predicted model, not a curated record
CUCAGUUCGACUCUAGUCGCUUUGCCGCUUGGAACGGGCGCGUCAAACGUCGCCGGCCACACGGAGAGGGCGAGAGAGGCUAAAACUCGCUGAAGAAGCGAAGGCGAAUCCGACAGAUAUGUGGACCGUGUGAAUGCAGUGUUCAGUGACGUAAUAUUUGUGUGACAAUCUUAUCAGGACACGCGUGGAGGUGACUGUACAAACAAUGGAUAUGAAAAGUGCGAUAACCACGACCAACUGGCACAUCCCGCGGCCGUCGUUAUCCAGUAGUAGUACAGGCAGCAUCAAUGACCCGCGAUCUCAAAGAGGCUCUGCCUCUAGCCAAGGCUCUUCUAGCAAUCACAGCACACACAGCGUGUCUUCUGGAUCGUUGCUGUUGAGUGCAGCGAAUUUAGCACGGAUGGAUGGAAGGGAUUUAUCCCAUAGCAGUUACAUAAAUCAAAACAAAGAAGCUAAUUUGAUUUUUGAAUGUAGAAAGUCGCCGUUGACAAGUGCUGUAAUCACCAUUCCUGAAGAGACUCGAGAUGUGUCGGAUGCCUAUUGGUCUGAUGUCAAGCGAGGAUCAAUCCCCGAACAAGACACGACAUCCCGAGCGAGCUCCACCCACUUCACGGUUGUGAAUGGAUUUACAAAACAUCGAACAAAUAAGGAGCCAAAAACUUGUUGUUGCGAUCACUCACAUCAGAUUACCGUGCUUGUCAUAUUCAUGACUAUCCUGCUCUCCGUGUGUAUAUUAGCUGCAGUAUGUUUUGUGGAAAUGCGGAUGCGCAGAGAGACCGGAAUGUAUAAAUAUUCUUAGAAAUACGAAAAUUGCGACGAAAUGUUAUAAAAAGCACGACAGCAAGAAUUUUUGCAAUUAGAAAAGCAAUUAAGAAAGCAUACGAUUUUGUUUUUGCUAUGUAGAAUGUCAUGGAUAACUUUAGCAAAUCCUUGGAGCGUUAUAAAUAGUUAUUGUUUCAUUAAAACUGCUGUAAGAAAUGUUAAGUUAUCAUUUAAGUAACAAUAAAAUAUUUUAGAUUAAUUUACUAGUGCAAUAAUGUUACAAAUCUUUGUAACAAAUUAAUAGGAGAAAUUAUUUAGCCAAUUAUCUGUAUUAUAAUAUUUAUGACUUAGUGCCCAAACUAUUUCGUAUUAGCAAUUAUUUAGAUAUAAGUAAAUUAUUUGAAAAGCAGGUAGCUGUGAUUUCUGUAGCAAAUUUUAUAGUAUUAUGGAUACUAAGAUACCAGAAACUAUAAAAUUUUAUAUUUGUAAAUAUUAAGAACAUUUAAAAAUUUAUUGUUAGCCUUAGUUGUAAUGAAGCAAUGAUCGUGGACUUUCACUUUCCAUUCCGUUAGUUUAAUGCAGAUCUUAAAUGUCGUAACUUGGUAAAUAUUGAAUUGUAAUGAAUAGACAUUUAUGUAUUUCUAAACAAAAAAUCCAACUCAUUAACAUUUCCUUAUUGUUAGUUUACAGAACAAAAAAAUCACUUCAUUAUAAACAUUUCUAAUUUAUUAAGAUAUUUAUUUGUUUGUGGGCAACAUUUUUACAUG